GACCAGGACUUGCUCGCCAUGUCUGAGAAAUCCCACCGCCUCUACGUGAAGGGCAAGCACAUUUCCUACCAGCGAGGAAAACGCAACACCAACCCCGGAACCUCCCUUCUCAAGCUCGAAGGCGUCGACGACACGGCAGCGGCACAAUGGUAUUGCGGUAAGCGCGUAGCCUACGUCUACCGGGCCCAGCGAUCAGUACGGGGCACCAAGAUCCGAGUCAUCUGGGGCAAGGUCACUCGUCCGCACGGCAACACGGGUGUUGUGCGCGCCAAGUUCAGAUCUAACCUGCCACCAAAGAGCUUCGGUGCGUCCGUCCGAGUUAUGCUUUACCCUUCUUCGAUAUAAUUUCUUCCGCGUCAUGUAGGGGAGGGGACGGUAGUUGCAGGACAGGGCGGAUGGUGGCGGGUCGACUACAGAAGUCACCGAAACGAGAGGAUGCAAGCGGGGAAGGCUUCAUGCUCAGUUUCAUUCACAUGGCAUGUUUCUGGCUGGUUAAAGGUGUCAUUGCUUUUCGGAAAACACGACAAUGGCAAAAUCAAUCAAGAGUCCUCCCUAGGAUCAAUGGGAAAUGAUCAAUUCCAAACAA
This is a messenger RNA of Lindgomyces ingoldianus, 586 nucleotides long. RefSeq names its product ribosomal protein L35Ae. Lineage: Eukaryota; Fungi; Ascomycota; Dothideomycetes; Pleosporales; Lindgomycetaceae. The record is from RefSeq and is a predicted model, not a curated record. Gene Ontology annotation, cellular component: cytosolic large ribosomal subunit; ribosome. The transcript has 6 exons. The coding region runs from base 19 to 345 and encodes 108 amino acids. Gene Ontology annotation, molecular function: structural constituent of ribosome. Gene Ontology annotation, biological process: cytoplasmic translation; ribosomal large subunit biogenesis.